Molecule: messenger RNA, 1687 nt
Organism: Periconia digitata
Lineage: Eukaryota; Fungi; Ascomycota; Dothideomycetes; Pleosporales; Periconiaceae
Source: the annotation of a GenBank genome assembly
UUCUGGACUGAUCAAGCGUUAUUCAAAAGGAAAAAAUAGAUUUUUUCAGUACUACAACAACGCAUCCCCAACCCUACUGACUCUUCAGACAUAUAUGACUAUGGCGGGAUCCGGUUCGACCAGAGGCACCGUAUGCGGCAUCGAGAAUUGCCGCUCAAGGCGAUACGAAGAGGGCGAGGAUGGCUACCUUUAUUGUGAAAAUGGCCAUCGCAAGGGCGAGCUGCUUGCCGGAUCGGAUGAUGAGAUGUUCGAGUCUGCCGCAAGGACUCGAACGAGAAAGAGGGUCGACAAGGAUGAUAAGAGCGCAUCAAAAUAUCUCAAAGGAGCUCAAGCUUUGUCCAUGCACCUCAAGUGCCUACAAUUAAUACUACGACGUCAGGUUUGGUUUCUCGUCCAUGAAAGAGGUCUACCAGAAGAGCUCGAGGCAAUUGUUCAUGAUCUAUGGGCAUUGCGAAUUAUGGGUUUAGAAAGCAAAAUCACGGAGCAAAAGCAGGAAUUCGAUUCAUCACAGGCUGCUGCGGCUUCUGAUACGGGUACCGAGACUGAUAGAGGGCCCUCAAAAUCACCCUCACAUGUGCUCCAGGACACACCAAAUCUUGUCGAUUGCCUUGCACUGUGCUAUCUGGGCAUCCGGACGCUUCGUUUGCCGAUAACGCCAGGCGAUAUCCACGCAUGGACAACAAACAUGAAGAUGCCGUAUCGAGGAGCGAUUAAGCUAUUGGAAAUCGACAUGAGGGACCAGUUGCCAGGUACUUAUCGCGACGUACUGGAUCCAAACUCGCUCCUAUCAUUCAAGACCUUAUAUUCUUCACUCAUUAGUAUACAAGCAGCAUUCGAAGAUGAAUACGGGAUUGAAUGGCCUCCUCUCAACGUCCCAGUAAUUCUCUUCCGCUUCAUGAAAGAGCUAGCAUUGCCGUUGGAAAUUUACCCUGCGACACGUCGACUGGCGACGCUGCUUCAAUACGAUUUCACGUGCAACUCCCAGAAAAGAAAGAUUGUAAGCGUGGAGCACUUGCCAGAAGCCCAUCUCAUCGGAUGUCUCGUCGUUUGCGUGAAGCUCCUCUAUCCUUUUGAUGGAGCGCGCCGGUACCCGACAUCAAUCGAUGAGCCCGCAACAAUGAAACUGGAUUGGAACCAGCGGGCCUCAAUAAUGCGCAAGUCAAAGCAACCAACGGAAAACUCUGAGAAUAAAUAUAUCGCCGAGGAGCUGAUAAAUCUACGCCCAGAAGACGUUCCCUUCAUGAAUGGUGAUCAGAUCGAUCAGUACCUGGCCUUCUAUCAGGAAAAUUUCGUGGAUGAGCCGUACAUUAAUGCAGAAGGCAAAAGCAGCGACUUCCAGCGUGCCAUGCACGACAUGUUCCCGAUCCAGAGUAAUAAGCCAUCUCAACCAAUCCAAGAACUACCUGAGUCGCACAUGCAAAGAAGUUGGGAAAUCGUGCAAUCAGUGCAAAGUAUUCUCGAACCGCAGACGGUAAUCGCAGAAGAUGACGGUCAGGGUAUUCGGCGUCCCGGGCGAGACUACGUCGCUUACAAGAAAGAGAGUGACCUACCCGAAAACGCUCAGGCGUUCUACGAGGAGGCAGCGAGGAUAGCGGGGUUCAGUUUGGAGAUGCUGGUUUCGGUGGUAUUCUCUACCGAGAGCAGGAUUCGAAGAUGGAAGAAACAACAGCAAGGUAGUGUGGCUUGA